This is a messenger RNA of Microtus oregoni (creeping vole), 1076 nucleotides long. RefSeq names its product cytochrome c oxidase subunit 7A-related protein, mitochondrial (gene Cox7a2l). Gene Ontology annotation, biological process: mitochondrial electron transport, cytochrome c to oxygen; mitochondrial respirasome assembly; regulation of oxidative phosphorylation. NCBI's taxonomy places the organism in Eukaryota, Metazoa, Chordata, Mammalia, Rodentia, Cricetidae. The transcript has 3 exons. The record is from RefSeq and is a predicted model, not a curated record. The coding region runs from base 62 to 406 and encodes 114 amino acids.
CGGGGUCCUUCUCUAGGGCGGUCGCACAGGCAGCGGUUGUGUGAAACCGGGCUCAGGCAACAUGUACUACAAGUUUAGCGGUUUCACGCAGAAGUUGGCUGGAGCUUGGGCUUCGGAAGCCUAUAGUCCGCAGGGGUUAAAGCCAGUGGUUUCCACAGAAGCACCACCUAUCAUAUUCGCCACACCGACUAAGCUGACCUCCACUGUGACAGCGUAUGACUAUGCAGGGAAGAACAAAGUUCCAGAACUGCAGAAGUUCUUCCAGAAGGCUGACGGUGUGCCCAUCCACCUGAAACGAGGCCUUCCCGACCAAAUGCUUUACCGGACCACCAUGGCGCUGACUCUCGGAGGGACCAUCUACUGCCUGAUCGCCCUCUACAUGGCUUCACAGCCCAAAAACAAAUGAAUUAGCCUGUGGGGACUGGUUUGCUUUGUGGCAUAAACCCUUUGAAUUUUCAGUUUUCUGAUUUUUUUCCCACUUGGAUGGUCUACUAACAUUUUUGCAAACAAAGGAAAAGAUAAGAGCACAAGCGUUUCGGUUAUUUAUGAAAUGCAGACAAACCUCUUGGAUGUCAGACUCUUUCGACAGUUAAGACUGUCGUUUGAGGGGGUGACACUGAGCCAUAUUUGUGCUCCUGAUUUCCCUGGAGGCUCUGGAUGGAAGUAGCUCCCUGCCUCAUUAAUGGCAGAGAGCCUGUGCUCAGGGCGUCUGGGACUCCAGGCUGUGUCUCAGCAGAAACUCCAGAAGCCUUUCUGGGUUAGCUGUGACUGAGGGAGGAAGACAGCAGCUGGAGAGGUCCGGCAUAUGAAAUGAGGGCUUCAAGUUAGUCUUCUGGGGACUUUUUCCACCUUGUGAGAUGUUAGUAGAAAUAUUUGCAGUCUGCCUGUUGUUUGGGCAGUUUGUUUCCAAGGGUUAUUGCUGCACCCAGCCCCUUAAUGAAAUGUUAUUUCUCCAUCAUGGAAAAGAGAACACUUGUCAGUGUCGCGCUUUAGAUGGCUGGACCAGAAAUUCUUCAAUAAUGCUAUGGCUUUAAGUCAUGAUUUAUUUGACUGUGGAAUAAAUACAUGAAUAAUAA